Messenger RNA from Cuscuta campestris, 6765 nucleotides. The record is from the annotation of a GenBank genome assembly. NCBI's taxonomy places the organism in Eukaryota, Viridiplantae, Streptophyta, Magnoliopsida, Solanales, Convolvulaceae.
CAUUCUCGUGAUAUAAAACUUGAAUCGUCUUGGGGUUGCAGGACCCCACAUCAAACGGCGUCGUUAAGUACACGAUUCGUUCCCCUCCAGAAAGAAAAGCGAGUUUAGGUGAGAGAACCUUCUCAUAAUUCUUUCCGACGCAAUGAUCAUCAGAGACAGACAGAAUCUGAAGAAGCCAUAUGGACUUGCGCAACACGAAAUCUAGCCUUCACUCACCUAUUCGGUUACAUCGCUUUUGGCAGCGAAGAACUUGCGAGCGAAGGGGAGAAAUCGCAGUUUGAUUUGAUGAGUAGACAGGGAAUGUGUGGAGGAAGAUGAUGUUCUUCAACGCCUUGAUUCAGCGGAGACUCUCUGCUCUCUUACGGCCAUGGCUGGCGGACGAGCCGGAACUCGAAGUCAAGCUAGGGUUUCUUCGCUCUCACGGAAUCGCCACAAACCUCCGCUUCAACGCUUCCGCUCUGAACCAGUUGCUAGAUGAUCCUUCUCGCGUGUGCUUCAGAGAAGUGGUCGUCGAACAGUUUGGCUUUCACGUGUCCAACUGGUCCGCCCCUGCUUUCAAUUUCCGAAUUCAAGGCCUUCGCGUUUCUCUAGCACUGGGUGAGAAUGAGGGAAGUGCAGAAAUCAGGCCGAAACCACGAGACAAGUCUAUUGAUCAGAAAAGGAAGCUCCUGGCAGAGCUUGACCCGCAGGGUAGUUCUCUGCAUGCUGCGAUGGAAAGGAUCACUGAAAUUAGAGAAUUUAAGUGGACAGAUUCUCUGUUUGAUUGCAUAUUUCAGCAUUGUCAGUUUCAAGUGCGUGAUGUUGAAGUCACAUUGCUGCAUUCUCAUUCGAAUGGUUUUGUUUCCUUCUCAUUUCUGAUGAAGGAACUUGGCGUGGGAUGUGAAUCUGUCCGGUGUUGUUUCCUCAGUGGGGCUAUCAGUUCAUUUCUCUUGCCCUCUAGAGAAAGCUACAUUGAUAUUGACAUUGAUAAUUUUGAGAUAACAUUAAAUACUGAACAUCACGUGAGCAACAUUGUGCCUUCAACAAACCUACAUGCUUCCAUUAAAUCUAAAAAUCAUAGUUUUAUUGAAUUUGAUUUUUCUGUUGAAGCAUUGAAACUUUCUUUAUCUCCCUUUCAUGUUUCCGCAAUACUUCUACUUUUCGUAUUGUCUUCGAAAGAAGCCAAGUCUAUUAGAAGUGGUAGGCAACUGUGGAAAAUAGCAGCAGACAAAAUUAAGUCCUUAACUUCAAUGCGCAAGUUUUUAUUGCAUAAGCAUUGGAAGAAAAUUUGCCAAAUGGAAGAUGACCUACCCAGUGAAGCCAUUGCACUUGCUAGAAAAAUAAUACGCAAUAGAGCUGCUUCAGAUCUUGGACAUGUUCCCAAUGGUUCUUUUCUAUGCCGCCACAUUGUCCUAGAUGUUGGAGAAUUUUCAAUUUUGAUUUCCCCUGAAGACGAAGUUCACCCUUCUGUUAGUGGGAAGAUGCUCUCUGAUAUUGGGCUCGCAUACCAUGAGUUGCUUUCAUUUUCUGUUUUUAUCGAUGUACUUCACUUAAGAUAUUCUGAAAAUAUUACGCAACAAUGUCUUGCCUUUGGCUGUCAGUCCUUCAGGGUGGUUCCUUUAUCUCUUAUAGAAGGCAAUUAUAGAAAAUCUGUGAAGUACUUGAAUGGUGCUCAGAAAAAAAAGUCUCAAAGCUUAUCCCCAGUAUUAUGGGGUGAGCCUGCAGAAAUUGUACACUCUGUGGAAAAUACUGCCUAUCAUGCUAAUGGGACUGGCAUCCCUGGUCUCUCUUUUAAAGACUACAUCAUAGGAGAAAUGCUCUUGAAGUGGAGAAAAUGUUGCUCAAAAGUUGGAGCCAAUGAAAUCCAGGAUUUUGUGAACCCAUUUGCUCUUUGCGAGAUAAACAAUCUCUUGAUUGAUCAAACCAUGCAGAAUAGUACAUUAGGGUCUUUACGUUGCGGUAUGGUGGUUGGAAGGCUGAAUUUAAUUAUUGAAAAUGCAUCCGUAGUAUCUGUUGCUGUAAUUUCUACACAGAUUAAGAAUGCCCUUUCGUGGACUCGGUCUAAUGUGGAAACAAGUACUGUGUUGCAUGCUACAUCACCCUCUAGUGGUGACUUGCCCUCAAUUGACUGGAGGAAUAACUACAUAUUACUUUCAUCUCAAAUGGCAGUAGCAGAACAUGCGUCAAUUUUGCAAAAGCAUAUUCAUAUCCGAAUAAGAGUUGCUGGUCCACACAUUCAGAUUUCAUUGAUAAACAUGGAGCAUCACGAUCAGUUAACAGGCCUGCUUCAUGCAACUAGGAAUGGUAUGGCCCACCUUAGAAUUGAAGCUGCCAACAUGGAACUUUCCGUUUCGCCAAAUCUGGAAUCUGACUUCAGUUUCUCAAGUAAAUCAAUGUCAGUUGCGGAUGCAAAAGCAAAGAGCAUUAGGCUAAUGGAGCUUCGUCAGAGUGGCAUUCCUAAGUUGAAUGAUGAAACCAUGAGCUCCCAAACAUGUAUCUCAAUUGACACACAGCUAAAAUUUGAUGGGGUGAAAGUGUAUCUUGAUAUAACAAAUAAUCCACGUAGCCAAGUCAUUGUGUUAGCUCCUGUAACCUUCAGGCUAAUAUCUUCAAGGAAGGAUCUGCAUUCAUUGGGCUCAACAGUGAUUGUUUGGUUUAUUUCUUUAAUUUGGGCAGCUAAUGGGUUGGCUGUUGUAUUAUUUUUGGAUGAAAUGAAUGCUUUGGUAAAGGCAGCAUAUGAUUUGUCUCGUGCAAUGUUACAUGUUCUCAAUUUGCCCAGUUUAGCUACCAGCCUCAUUCAUCAUAAAAUUUCAUUCCAAGAAAUGUCUUCAAAUCCUGGAAAUCAUGGAGUAAUGAUGACUAGAAGUGCAGCUUUUUUUAGGGGUCUUAUCAUUAUUGAGAAUAUCUGUGAGCUCAAGUCAGUUGAAAUCAUCCUUCACUACUCUAGGAAAGUAUGUAAUACAGAUUCAGAUGGGAUGAAUGCUCACAUUGAUACCAACCAGAAGUUGGACUGCGAAGCCUGGCUAGACUGUGGAAUUCACAUGUCUAUUGAGCAGUUUGAUUUAUUGUUUUCAUUUGAACCAGAAAAGGUGAAUAUUUGCAUCAAAUUAUCUGGAUUUCAGUCUGAUAUUCUUGGACAAAUAAAGGACAUUGCUGAGGUUUCUGAUCAAUUUGAACUUAACAAUCUUUUCCAAUCAUUGCAUUGUUUAUAUGGAGCGUCGUGUUCAUAUGGCAAAUUUGAGAUGUGCUGGAAAGCCAUUCCACUCCCCAGUUUGAUAAAUUCAGCUGAUGUUUAUACAUCUAGUAGUGUAACUUUGCUGUUGUCUGGAGAUUCUCCCUUGAUGGUAAAAGCUGAUGACCACUCUUUUGAUUGCUUACACAUGAGCAUUGUUCUUGAUGAAGUUUAUUUAGUUGGAUGCCCAGUAAAAAAAUUGCUGAUUCAAUCACACAAACCAAAUAAACUUGAGGGAUCUCUUUGUGUUGGUGGAGAACUUCGUAAUAUCUCUUGCGAGAUUCAGGGAGGUUAUAUUGCUAGUGAAGCAACAGCAGUCGUGAUGUUUGUUCAAUGUUUUGCACUUUAUCAUUUCCGGUUCAGAGAGCUUUGGCCUGCUGCAACAUUGGUCGGGGAGAAACAUGCUGAAAAUGUGGAAGUGAUUAAAAGUUUACCAAGUCAAGAAUUGUGGCACCAGCAAUUAAUUAAUUGGAACCAAUUCAAGGCACUGAGCGGGCUUCAGGAACUUCUGCUAGAGACGAGCUGUGAAUUUAACCUCAAAGCACCAACAAUAUAUUCAUUUAGUAUUUCAAAAUUGUCAAUUAUUUCAUGCUCCUUUGACAUGACGACGGAACAAAGAAUUAGGGGCACCAACAUUCUCUCUCCCUUUGUAAUGUCAAAUGAGAGAGACAGUAGUUCUGUUAUCUCUUCAAAGUACGAGCAUAAUAUCCAUUCAUUUGAUGAUGCAAGUAGCUCAAGUUCUCAUGUUCUUCAAAAGGAAAUUAUUGCUGAUGAUUCAGAAAAAUCACAUACGAAUAAUGCUGGAUCACAAAACUUGCUUGCAUCUCCUCAAAAUUAUGUUUUGCGAGACCUAUCAGCUUCUUUAGUAGUUGAACAACUUGUGUUGAGGAAGAGGAAUGGUUCUCAGCAGUUGAACUAUUUUUGGGUUGGCCGUGGCUCUCUUUUAGGCUUUGAUAUGACUAUUUCUCUGCCUGAAAUACAGAUGAUACUUCUUGCUGGCGAACAAAUAUCUGGGCUUUAUAGCAAUGAUACUAAUAGAAGUGUGAAACAAAGGUCUUUGGCCAGUGGCCAGGAGUUUGCGGAAAGUAUGGACCACGAUAUUCCUGAUGGAACUAUUGUUGCCAUUGAAGAUGUGAGUCAACAUAUGUUUAUUGCAGUCAAUAGAGCUGAAAGUAGUUAUACUUUAGUUGGUGAAAUACAUUACUCACUUGCAGGCGAGAGGGCUCUCUUUAGGGUGAAGUAUCAUGAAUCAAGGAGGUGGAUGUCCCAAACUUCUUAUUUUUCAUUGAUUUCAUUGUAUGCCAAUGAUGAAUAUGGGGAACCAUUGCGAUUAAGCUGCAGGAUGAGAUCUGAUUAUGUUGACAUUUCCAUAUCUGAUCGUGGUGCAUGCACACUUUGGUAUGCCAUUCCUUGCGAAUUGAAAGCAUUCGAGGGAGCUGCUGAUUGUGAAAUGUUUCCCUCAACCAAACGUAUGUUUCAACUUGUGAACAAGAAAAAUGGCCGUGCUGCUGCUUUUGUUGACGGGGUCCUGGAAUUUGUCAGCAAGCCAGGAAAUCCAUUUAAAUGGAAAGUACUUGAUAAUCAUUUUCCAACUGUUAAUAAUCAUUCGCCUAGUAUUUUAAGGGAGGAAUCUCAAACAGGUAAUCAAUAUGAAUUACAAGUAAAAGACAGAGCAGAUCAUGGAAAAAAUGAAAAUACUUCGGGUAUAACUAUUACAAUGGACAAUAUUUCAUGGACCAUCGUGCAUGAACUUUCACAUACUAAGGAAAAGUUUCCACUCCUUCAGGGGUCUAUUAGUUCUACUGAGACUAUGGUUCAGAUUUCAAACAAUAAAAUUCGGGUGAUGAGCAGGUUACAGGCUCUACUAUAUUAUUUUGACGCCAAGAAAAACUUAUGGAGAAAAUUGAUGCAUCCACUUGAAGUUUUCAUUUUCUAUCGUUAUAGACUCCUAUCCAAGGACUUGGAACAUGUUACCCAUCGGGUGCCUGGUCAUCUCUAUGCAAGAACUGGAGAGUUAAAUUUAUCAAUGUGUGAGGCUGCACUCGAUAUCAUACUCUUUGUCAUUGGGCAGUUAAAUUUGGCUGGCCCUUAUGCAGUAAAAAGCUCCAACAUUUUAGCAAACUGCUGCAAGAUUGAAAAUAAGUCAAGCUUGACGCUUGUCUGUAACUUCUAUGAUAAUCAAGAUGUUUCAGUUUCUGGAAGACAAUCUAGUGUCAUAUUAUUAAGGCAUUUGGCUUCAACAAAUCAGUCCCCAGAUGCAUAUGUUUUUUCAAUCCAACUUACAGAGACGAGGGUCCUAUCUACUUCUUUAAUUCGUCUCUCACUCUUGGAAGCCCAAGCAUUCUCUUGUAGAACACGUAUAGAAUCAUUAAAAGACUCAAAAACUCUCCCUGGUCCAUUUCUUGUAGUUGAAAUUUCACCGAAUACUGAGGAUGGCUUCUUAGUUGUGGUGUCUCCAUUACUUCAAGUUCGCAAUGAGACUGAUUUCCCUCUGGAGCUGCGUUUUCAACGUGGUCAACAAAAGGACACUGAGUAUGCUUUUGCCGUUUUGGAUGUUGGGGAUACACUUGAUGAUUCCAUGGCAACAUUUGGUGCUAUUAGUCUCUCCGGUGAACAAAGAAAGGCAUUAAUGUCUCUAAGUGUUGGUAAUUUCUUACUCUCUUUUAGACCAAGCAACAUAGAUGGUAUAACAAACUCAAAGAUUUCAACAGUCCACUGGUCUAGUGAUCUCAAAGGGAGGAAGCCUGUCCAUCUAUCAGGAAUAUUUGAUAAAUUGAGUUACCAAGUCCGCAAGGCAUUUUCUGUUAAAUCACUCAAGUACUCGUUUAGUACUGUAUAUUGUGAUAUAGAGUUUGAAGAUGGACGUGCUGCUAAGAUACACUUCCUGAUUCACAGCAUUGGAAAGGAUGUACCUCUUACACACCCAGAUACCUUUGGAUAUGUACAUGCAGAUAAGAACUCUUCAAUUUCACUGCAAGAGCAGAAAGAAAUCUUUCUUAUUCCGACUGUUUGUGUCUCCAACUUAUUACAAACAGAGAUUCAUGUGGCUUUGAGUGAGACAGAUCUCCAUUCUACAUUGUCGAGCGACUCUAUAUGGAACACCGCAACGAUUGCCUCAGGAUCUUGUGUCAAUUUAUAUGCUGAUCCUGCGUUUAAAUAUUUUAAUGUCACUUUAACUGCUUAUACUUCAAGUUGCAAACCAAUUGCUAGCGCUGAUUGGGUGAAAAAGUUACAGAAACAGAAGAGCAAUAUCUCCCAUUUAGACAUUGAAUUAGAGUUUUGCAAUGGAAAGUAUUUUGCAUUGCUAAGAUUGUCUCGAGGACACCGAGGAAAAUUAGAGGCUGCUAUCUUUACUUCAUAUACAUUGGAGAAUGAUAUGGUUUUUCCUUUCAUCUGCCUUCCCGCAAACCAGAAGCCUAUGCCUAGGGAUGUUGUCCAAAAACUUGGUUCCGAAGUUCCUCCGGAGCUAGGGUCAUAUCUUCCUCCUAAAUCAACGAGGUCCUGGUUCAUGAAGUAAAUACAUUCACCUUCUCACGGGCUUGUUUUAGUGUCCU